GAGGUUUUUGUUUUGAGCAGCGCCGCCCUCCGGCCCGGCCCGAACUCGUCCGUCUGCCUCUCGCCAUUGCAGGGGCGAGGCGACGCGAGGGUGAAAGGGGGAAGCGAUAGCGGCGAAACACCUCGAUAGCUCACGGCUCAUACGCGAUCAAAGGAGCACGCGGGGAAGGCCCGAGAACCACGGGGCAGAGCGUGCCGACUUCUCCUGCGUGAGAUCCCCACUACCAGCAAGCUGCUCGCCGCGAUGCCGGCGUCCGCGUAUCGGGCCAUGUGAGGGCAAGCCGGCGGCUCUUUUGUGCUGGGACUACCGACACUGAUAUAGUCAGCACGUAUACACAGAGGGAGAGAGACGAAGAGGGACGGGGAGGAAGAAGAGGCAGAGUAGGAUCGGGGAAGAUAGAGAGCGAAGGUACAAGGGAGGUAAGAGAGAGAGAGACGAGCUCGUAUACGGGGGACGCAGCCAAGGAUUUUGGGGAGACGAGGAGAUAGGAAGACGCAGAGACAAGGACAGAAAGACAGGCAAGGUUGCAGAUAGACAAGGAAACGUUGACAUUUAAGAGACCGACAAGGAGGAAAGGGAGACAGGCAAGGAGACGGAGACAAAUAGGGAAGACAGGGAGACAUACGAGAGACGGGGGAGGUGAGAUUACAGAGGACACGGGGACAGGCAGGCAGAGGGGCAACAUUGGGAGACAGGGAGACACAUAGUGGAGACAAGGGGACGGAGAGAGACGGGCACAGGGAGAGCAAGGGGAAGCCAUUUUGAUCGCGGCCAUGGCUAAGAAGACGUACGACCUCCUCUUCAAGCUGCUGCUCAUCGGAGACUCGGGCGUGGGCAAGACGUGCAUCCUAUUCCGCUUCUCGGACGACGCCUUCAACACCACCUUCAUCUCCACCAUCGGAAUUGAUUUCAAGAUCAAGACAAUAGAACUGGGUGGGAAGAAGAUUAAGCUGCAGAUAUGGGACACGGCCGGGCAGGAGCGCUUCCACACCAUCACCACCUCGUACUACCGCGGCGCCAUGGGCAUCAUGCUGGUGUACGACAUCACCAACGCCAAGAGCUUCGAGAACAUCAGCAAGUGGCUGCGCAACAUUGACGAGCACGCGAGCGAGGACGUGGAGCGGAUGCUGCUGGGGAACAAGUGUGACAUGGAGGACAAGCGCGUGGUGCCCAAGGAGAAGGGCGAGCAGAUCUCGAGGGAGCACAACAUCAGAUUUUUUGAGACGAGCGCAAAGUCCAACAUCAACAUCGAGAAGGCCUUCUUCACACUCGCCGAGGACAUCCUCAAAAAGACGCCAGUGAAGGAGCCGGAGAGGAAGGACGUUGUAGACACGACCAGCUCGGGUGGCGUGCUGGGCUUCAAGAGCAAGUGCUGCGCCUGAGCGGGGCCAUCGCUGCUGCCCCCCCUCCCCUCCCACUGCGACUCCUCCUCUUCCCUCCUCCCCCUGCAACCCUCCAGAACCCCUGCCCUGUGACCCCUCAACCGGCCGCUGACGACCCCCGCCCUCCCCUCCCUCUCAAGCUACCCAUCGGUGUCUGCUACUCGCACAUCCGCCCUCUCCUACCGUUGAUUUGUACUUAAACCGCGCGUGGGAUGCGUACGCGAUGAUGUGAACGGAAGGAUAAGGCUCCGGUAAUACCAUCGGCUACGGCGUCGCCACCGUUCUUAUUAUUAUUUCAUCGUCAAUAUUUUUAUUCCUGUUUAUCAUUACUCGUCACAGUACUCAAUGUGCAUAGCGACGACAAUAAUAAUGAUGAUGAUGAUUGUUGUUGAGUGACCUUAAAGCAUGCGGUCGAUUGAAGCGCCAGACGGAGUUAUGCAUUGCGCGCCGAGGCCCUCGGGCAAAAUCCGGCCUGGCUCGGCCGCACACCGGAGCGGACCGCCCAGCAGCAACCCACAGUGUCCUCCCCCCCCCUCCCCAACCGUGAAUCCAAUCCAGCGAACUCUGCAUCGGCUUUUGGGCACUAGAAGCAGCAGCACGAGUCCCCCAAGUGUCGCCACGGGUCGAUGUUGACUCCGUACGAUCGCAUUCGUGGGUUCGUGGUGGGAGGGGGGUGGGGCAGGGUGUGUGGUGAGUGGCGUUCUUGCCCAAAGGCCGAUCGAAGUAAAAUACGAGUCCAGAAUUUUUGCCGCGGCACGAAUUUCCGUUGCACGCAGGGCUUAAUUUCAGCCGGUUCAGUAUCCGGCACACCAGGUCCAGAGUACCACCGCGCCUGGCUAUGGCUGCGGCUAAGAGUCAAGUGCCAUUUAAUCCAGUCGAACAGCGACCUAAAAAGUAUUUCCGUGCCGGCACACCACGUCCAGAGAGUAUACCGUCUCUCUGUGGCUACAGCUCCAUUCUAGCAGUGACUCGGAAGGUAUUCGGUGAUAAAUUAAUCCCUGGCUGCACCCAGACCCCCCCCCCUCCCCCACAGCCGGCCGCCUUCCCCCACCCUACCCCGUGCAGGGAGCGAUGAGUGGAUUUCUAACGCGGUCCCCAGGGAUAAAUAUUCAAUUUAAACAAACAGAAGAGAACCUCCCUCUCCCCCCCCCCCGAUUGUACACCGGGGCCUGUAAAGCGCCGCUUCGAUUUGGCGAUUUCAAAUUGGGCGGCGCGAAGGCGCCGAGAGGCGUCGCCGCGAUGGUCGGCGACGUUGCUGGGGGCUCGCGCUGCGCUGGAGACGGCCGCACGCGGCCGUUGGUGGCUGCCGCACGCGGCCGUUGGUGGCUGCCGCACGCGGCCGUUGGUGGCUGCCGCACGCGGCCGUUGGUGGCUGCCGCACGCGGCCGUUGGUGGCUGCCGCACGCGGCCGUUGGUGGCUGCCGGACGCGGCCGUUGGUGGCUGCCGCACGCGGCCGUUGGUGGCUGCCGCACGCGGCCGUUGGUGGCUGCCGGACGCAGUCCGACGCCGAACUUAACGACGCAACGCGAUUUGUUGAUCCUUAAAAUCGAAUGGUAGCCGCGACCCCCCCAUCGCCAUCAACCCCACUUCCCCCGUCCGCGAAUGGCGACAGUUCGCAGGGGUACAUAUGAAGUCGUUCCAGGCCCGUUGUGUCGUUGUUUUUGUUGGCCGGCCGAUUGCCGCACAGGAGGGGUAGCGGCGUUUCGGUGGCGUCUCGUCUCCACGCAGCGGCGUCCCCUGCACGUUGUCGUGGGGGAGGCUUUGCCGGCGGUGUCCGUUUCUAGGCCUCGUCAUUCUUGCCCGAGGUGGAGGAGGAAGUUUGCUCGUCGGUCCCCUGCCGCAACCUUGAACUGCCGGUGGUCACGUGUUCCCGCGUGCGUGCGCGCAUGCGUGGGUAUGUUCCCGUGUGCAUGUCUGUAUGUUGAACUUCUUUCGCACUGUACUUAGCCAACCGUGCUAAUCGACGGUGUGGGGGAAGAACAGCAAACUAAACUGUGCGUGUUCCCGCGUGCGUACAUUUGUGUGUGUGUGUUCCGCGUACGUCCCAUGUCCAGGGCUUAAUUGCAGCCGCGUCUUCUGAUAAAAUAUUUACGCCCCCGGCACGCCACAUCCCGAGGAAACGUUACGCUCGCAAUGGGAGCGCGGGUACCGUCCUUACUCGCGUGCCAGCUGCACCGGUCUAGCCAACGAGCCAGGAUAUAUUUUCCGCUCCCGGCACACCACGUCCACGGUAUACUCUUGCUGCGGAUGUGUCGGCUACGCAAGUUGCGUGCCGCGGCCAAAAUAACUCUACGCCCGGCACUCGAACCGCGUGCCACCAAUUCCAUGUCGAGAGCGAUUAAGCCCUGGCCGUGUGCGUCUCCUUCGCCGGACCGCUGCCAAACACUGGCAAUGCUUUGCUUGUUAGGAGGAGGGGGGGGUGGUGAAGAGGUGGGGUGUGUGUGGGAGCGUGACGAUGUCGCUGUGACGGGGCCCUGUCGAUGUAGCCCCGAGUGCGCGCUCGGUCGCCUGUGCCCUCGCGAGAGCGGCCGGCGGGGCGGUGUGGAAAGUCGCGUCCCGGUGUGGGUGCCACGACCAAUCCGGGUCCCCUCCUCCCCAAUCUUCCCAAACUUAACCCACCACACCCUCGCUCCCCUGUACCACCCACAUCCUCCUCUCCCAACAGCAACCACCACCUCCCCUGACUGUACGCCCAUCCCAUUUUAAGGUAUCCAUUUGUGUGCGUGUGAGACGGAGAGGAAAUCCCACUUUGUAAAGCAAAACGAAACGAUAAUGUUGGCCUCGUGGCCGGACAGACGCAUAGUCUACUACUGGGGGUGUGUGUGUGCGCGCGCGCGCGCCGUUUGAAAACUACGCUCUGGUGUAACGUGGAAUAAAUGAAUGGCUCUACGACUUCCGUUUUGCGUGUCCGCCCCCACCCCUGGGCCCUCCCCUGUUUGGCCGAUGAGCCCCCUUGUGUGGGGGGCGAGGUGCGCUGCGUGCCGGGUGAGGUUUGAAGUUGUCUGCGCGUGAGAUGGGUGUCAAGACCACGCACCGUUUUGGCUUCGAGGAAGACGCCAGAACGGCAAUCGGCUCCUCUUGUCGCGACACGGGCUGUCACACACCACCUGUCAGCUUCGUCAACGAUUCCCCGUUCUCCCCCGUAAAGCAAUGAAAGAUGAUGUUUCGUCUGGUGGCGUCACGAGAACUGGGCGUUGUGACAAUUGGCGCUCCUUACCCGUGCAAUCGAUUAGGUUCUGAAUUGCGUCGCUAUUCGAUUCGUGAGUGGAUAGGUUUUGUUUUGCCAUUGUGGCGAGCGCCUCUAGUGGCUACGGGGUUCAGAUAUCCUUUCCUCAAUGAGAGUGCCAGGUCUUCAGCUCGAGUUCCCACCUUCCACCCUGGUCCGAUCUUGAGUCGUCUUCGUUUUUCACCGGCACGUCGACCAGCAGCAGCGUCUUCUAAUUUGUCAUUUUUACCCAACCAACCGACAUCCCUAACCUCAUUUCCAGAACUUCUUAAACAACAAACUUCCUCACACCGAGGACGUGCCCAAAACCACAUCGUGUGGCAUCACAGGGGUUUGCGUUACCCACUCACGUUCAGUAAGAACACUCGGCAACAUUGGCUCCGACAUUUUUUGCCCGCUUGCCCUAUGCGAUGCAACGCGGACCCUAAGGAUCAACUUCUAAGCGGCGUUAUCGACGGCAUUGUCCAGCCGAGGGCUUGUCGCACGCACGAUCCACGAAGUCGCCGUGAAAGUCUUCUGUUGUCGCUGUCGAAGCUGCCAAUAGGCCGCUGUGUGACGGCCCGCGAGUGAUGCCGCAGCACCACCAAGCGAUGGGUAACGCCAACCCAUGAGCUGUUGCUGCACCGCCCUGUCGUGUCGUCAUCCUCCACGCCCCGCUUCCACGGCGAGCAACCGUUCAAUUGAUGUGUACAAAAAUGACGAUUUAAAUGCUGUUAUGUCUUGGUUUUUGUCUUUUAUUCGUGCGAGGGGUUUGGGGGUGCGUGCGCGUGCGUGUGCGUGUGUCUCAUUAUAGUCUAGCUCUGUGUCGUUUGGCUGCGGGCUGCAAUUCACCCGGCGGCUCUCAUGCCCGGCGUCGCCUCGCAAGAAGCACUGGGGACGCGAUGGGGUUGUGAGUGGCGCAUUUCCGGCAGUGACCUCCCCGCUCCUCCCACUGUGAAUCCCGCUCGGCGGGAGAGCCGUGCGGGCCUCGCAGUCAGCUGGUCGCGAGUUUCAAAUCACCGUUUGGUGACGGUUCACUCGGCCCAUCAUCUCUCCGGGGUCUAUAAAAUCCUGUAUCAUUUCGGGGGGAAGUCGACAGCGGGUUUCCUUUGCCAGAGGCCCCCCCCCCCCCCCGCCAUAAGAAUGUGGAAUUGUCACCACUGGCUCAAGGGGUUAUCAACAAGAGUUGACCACCGUCUCAAUGCUCGUUUGAGCAGGAACUCGCUUUGACUUUCCCUAUGAAAAAGGGCCACUGCUCGAAACGUCGCCUAUUGUACAUUAACCACGACUUAAUUAUGGAAUGUUGUCUGGACCCCCUCCCUCCGACAGCGGGAAAGGAGGAGGGGGGGGGGGAUGGCGGGGGUGGGGCAUGAAAUUUUCCGGAGUUCGGCCCCGGACAGCUCCAGCUAAAAUUAACCAUCGAUGUUGAUGCUGGCGACGCGAAUUGUCCUGUCGCCACACGCGCGCAUCCCGUCACGACGAGAGACCGUGAUGACGAAGAAGACUAUCAUGAUGAUGUUGAUACCCAGCGAGGAAUCCAAGUCGAUGUUGCUCAAUUCUCAUCGCUCCUGGAAUGCUUCUGUUUGCGUUCGCUGCAUUCAGCACACGCUGUGGAGAGGUCAACGUCCAGAGAGAGAGAGAGAGUGUGUGUGUGAUGGAGGCACGCGCCGCAUUAAACACAGCUAUAAUCUAAGGUGACAUGAACACGUUUAAACUUUUUGUUGUUUUCAAUAAACCCGGUUUUACGUUCUAA
Messenger RNA from Petromyzon marinus (sea lamprey), 6341 nucleotides. RefSeq names its product RAB10, member RAS oncogene family-like. The record is from RefSeq and is a predicted model, not a curated record. Lineage: Eukaryota; Metazoa; Chordata; Hyperoartia; Petromyzontiformes; Petromyzontidae. Gene Ontology annotation, molecular function: GTPase activity; GTP binding.